Messenger RNA from Fraxinus pennsylvanica, 942 nucleotides. NCBI's taxonomy places the organism in Eukaryota, Viridiplantae, Streptophyta, Magnoliopsida, Lamiales, Oleaceae. The record is from the annotation of a GenBank genome assembly.
AUGAAAAUUCCCCUAACAGCACAUGGGAGGGAAGAUCGAAUGUUCUGGAUUCAUGACAAGAAGGGUGCUUACUCAUUCAGAAGUGGGUAUAAGCUAUUGAUGGCAGAUUCUUUCACACACUCUCAUACUACUAUUGAGAGUUUUUGGAACAAAAUUUGGAGAUAUAAAAUUCCAGCGAAGGUUCGAAAUUUAAUUUGGAGGGCAUCGCUAAAUGUUCUUCCAACAACUGAUCACUUGAGGGCUAAAAGAGUCGACGUUGAUAGCACUUGCCCGGUUUACUUAACGAACGAAGAUUCUGUUGUCCCUGGUUUUGUCUCUUCCCAAAAGGUUUGGGAGAUAGUAGGAAUAGCCAGUUCACCCCGCUUGGUUGCUAAUUUCCAAGACUGGCUCACAAGUACCUUAAAGAAUCAUCAGCAAGAUCAAGAGAUGAUCUCUAUGCUUUGUUGGGCUAUAUGGAUGAACCGAAAUGAAACUGUUUGGAAUGGUAUUGUUGAUCCACUUCUAGCCGAAACUUUGGGGGUUCGUGAUGCUCUUUCUUGGAUUAAAUCUAAAUUUCCUGAUGUCCAAACCAUUGAGAUGGAUGCUCUCCUGGUUUAUAAUGCUCUACAGAGUGAUGAUGCUGACAAUUCUUAUUUUGGUAUUCUUAUUGAAGAGUGCCACCUCCUUGCUAGAGAAUUACCGAAUCUCAAGUUCAGCUGGGUGAUUUUGCUGCAUCUUUUGCAAUAUUCAACCAUGGCGGAUGACGAGCCCGUAGAUCCAAAGAAGGAACUUGAAGAGCGGUGCAAGGCACCAUGUACACGGCCACUUAGGGAGUAUCAGGCGUGUGCUAAAAGGAUUCAAGGUGAUGAAACCGGGCACAAACACUGUACUGGACAGUACUUUGAUUAUUGGCAUUGUGUUGACAAAUGUGUCGCGACUAAGCUGUUUUCUUAUCUGAAAUAA